AUGUCUCCACAGGUAAGAAGUAGGAUGGUGUCAGGGGAGGCAGGAGGGCACAGCUACUUGGUGGCGUGCUGGCAGCCCAUCCUGAUCCUGAUGCUGGGCACCGUCCUUUCUGGCUCCACGACCGGUUGCCCCUCCCGAUGUGACUGCAAUGGUCAGGAGCGUUCAGUCGUGUGCCAUCGACGAAGACUGUCAGCUCUUCCUGAGGGCAUUCCCACUGAAACAAGGCUGCUAGACCUUAGCAAGAACCGUCUGAAAACGCUGGGGCCCGAGGAGUUCAUUAAUUACCCUCAGCUAGAAGAGCUGCAACUUAACGAAAACACAAUUUCAUCCAUUGAGCCUGGGGCUUUUAGUAACCUUAUGAACCUUCGAAUUCUAGGUUUGCGCAACAACCAGCUGAAGCUAAUUCAGCUGGGGGUGUUCACAGGCAUGACCAACCUCACCCAGCUGGAUAUCAGUGAGAACAAAAUUGUCAUUCUGCUCGACUAUAUGUUCCAGGAGCUUUACAACCUGAGGGCUCUGGAGGUUGGUGACAAUGACCUAGUAUUCAUCUCACCACGAUCUUUUCAUGGCCUCAGCAACCUUGAAAGUCUCAACAUUGAGGGAUGCAAUCUGGCCUCAGUGCCCACUGAUGCCCUUAGCCAUUUGCAUAACCUGUUGUCACUUCGAUUACGCUAUCUAAAUGUCAGUGUCAUAAGGGAUUAUUCCUUUAAGAGGCUCUAUCGGCUCAGAAUGCUGGAAAUUUCUCAUAUGCCAGCCCUGGAUACCAUGACCCCAAAAUGCUUGCUUGGACUCAACCUCACAUCAUUGUCGAUCACAAACUGUAAUCUUACUGUCAUCCCCUACCAAGCCAUCAGUCACCUAAGAUAUCUUCGGUUUUUGAAUCUGUCUUUCAAUCCCAUUCAUACAGUGGAAGGGAACCAACUGUACAAUCUACAGAAGCUCCAGGCAUUUCAUUUGGCUGGUGGGAGAUUAGGUGCCAUUGAGCCCUACUCUUUCCGAGGACUUAACCACCUCCGUGUACUCAAUGUAUCUAGCAAUAUGUUGAGCACCCUGGAGGAGUCCGUCUUCCACUCGGUGGGAAACCUGGAGACCCUGGCUUUGUAUGACAACCCAUUGGCCUGCGACUGUCGCUUGCUCUGGGUCUUCCGCCGGCGAUGGAGGCUCAACUUUAACAGACAACAGCCCAUGUGUGCUUCACCUGAGGUUGUGCAAGGAAAAGAGUUCAAGGACUUCCCAGACAUCCUCCCUUCUGACUAUUUCAUCUGCCAGAAAUCAAAGAUCCUGGAUUAUAAGGUUCAAGAAAGCCAUGUAGAUGAAGGAACUACGGUUCAUUUUGCAUGCCAAGCUGAGGGUGAUCCAGUUCCUGUAAUAAUGUGGCUAUCCCCAAAGAAGGAAUACAUCACUACCAAAACUGUGGGGUCAAGACUUUCUGUGUCUAAUGAGGGCACAUUGGAGGUGCGUUAUUCCCAAAUCCAGGAUAAUGGCACCUACUUGUGUAUUGCAAGCAAUGCAGCUGGCAAUGACACCAAAGCUGCUCACCUUUUUGUGCAUAGCUACUCCCCCAAUUGGCCCCAUCAGCCAAACAAGACAUUUGCCUUCAUUUCCAACCAACCCAGCGAUGAAGGUGCUAAUGUGACCCGGGCCACAGUUCCAUUUCCGUUUGAUGUAAAGACACUUAUCAUUGCAACAACCAUGGGAUUUAUCUCUUUCCUCGGAGUUGUCCUCUUCUGUCUUGUAAUAUUAUUUCUCUGGAGUAGAGGGAAAAACAAUACCAAGUCAAGUAUAGAGGUUGAAUAUGUGCCACGUAAAGAGGACACAGAGGAGGCCAGUCCAACUGAGGCACCCAUACAAUUCAACAUGAAAAUCAUGUGAACAUCAAAAGGAGGCCAUGUAAGCUUACAAACUGCAGUUGGGAUGCAUACUAUCCUCGCUUCAAAUAUGUACUCAGUUUAUGAGCGAUAGAAAUUGCACAGCAGCAAUCGCAUCUUGACACUAUACCCUAAACAUUUUUUUUUUACUUCAGGGACUGAAUCUUUCAAAUGUUGAAUUUCAAAUAUUCAAAUUUCUGUAAAUUUGUAUUGGCAAUUCUGAAUCAGUAUGUUAACAUGCAACCCCAUUACUGUCUGUAACCAAAUUAAGAUAAUAGUUUGAAUAAAGCACAUGGAUCACAGUAGAAAGAUUUUCCCAAUAAACUACGUUUACAUGAUAGGUCGGUUACUGUCUGGAAGGACGUGUAGAUGAGCUCGCAGGUAUAAUCUUUCUAUCAGCACAAAAUAAGGGAAAUAUCUUGUUGUUAGGAUGUUUAUUCCAGUUUGCUGUCUUUUGCUUUGAUGGAUGUACAAAGCACAAUAACACACUAUAAGAACUAUUACUGUUACCUGAUAUGCCAAGUUGAACACUGUUUUCUUUUGUCCCAGCACAAGCAAUUGACAAGUAUGGGGGACACUUUCAGAUAGAAAAAUUAAUAGAUAGAGAAUAUAGUCAUAUAUUAUAAUAUUGAGAGUUGUAAUUUUGCAGAACAUUUUUUUUUUUUGGAUAGCAGUUCUCUGAAACUAGAAUCAGUUUGUAGGAUAGAGAUAGAGGAGUUGUGUGUCAUUGAGCAGUGGCCUUUAACCAUUUUCCAACAUCAUCAUUAAAUUCUGUUUUGAAGUUUUCUCUGCACACUUUGGCACUGCUCUCUGGAAGACGCCAUGUCCAAAAUUUCAAACAGUAGCCUCUAUCGCCAUUACUUCUCACAAACAAGUAAUUUUGUCAAUUGGGCUUCAAUUUUACUGUGUCUAUCAGUAAUAAUAACUGUAGUAUUUCCUUAAUCUGGUAACAGUUGAAUUAGUACAGUCGAAUUAGAAGUGGGCAUGUUAACACACUGAAUCAGAAAAACAAGCCAGUCCUACAGUAUGUGCUACUUUAUGCCAACAAAGGAAGUUUGUCAUUAAAUGUAUUGACAUGUUCAGCUAUACAUAUUUUUUCUGUAUUUUAUUCGUUCCUUGUACAUUAUGCUAUGGCACAAUAGUAAUGCUUUUAAUGGCUGUGGGUUUUGAACAUAUUACAAUCUAAAGAGCAGAUUUAAUAUUCAGUAAACAUGUUUUUGAUGUAACUAAACCAAACGAGUGUUACUGCUUUUCAGAGUGUAUAAGAGUACCCUUGAAAAUAAUCAGAUUAGCAAUUCAUCAUCAAGUGUAACAAAGUUAAUUUGUUUACUCAUUUGGCAUCUCAAUAAGUGCAAGCUCUCUGUCCAAGUCCUGAGGUUAUAUUGUCACCGGUGCAUCUAAAAAAAAAUGGUGACAUUAUUAAUUUGUUGCCUUAAGUAACCCAUUUUCCAGCUUUCAGACAAGCAAUACCCAAUAUUUAUGUGCAAAAUGGAGUUUUAUGCCUCAUAAGGAUUUUAUGUUGUCUAAUUAAUUUCACAGUCAAGGUCUGCUCUGAUACUGUGUUC
This is a messenger RNA of Morone saxatilis (striped sea-bass), 3433 nucleotides long. It is a transcript of the gene lingo1b, whose product is annotated as leucine rich repeat and Ig domain containing 1b. Gene Ontology annotation, molecular function: protein binding. The record is from RefSeq and is a predicted model, not a curated record. The transcript has a single exon. The coding region runs from base 1 to 1872 and encodes 623 amino acids. Gene Ontology annotation, cellular component: extracellular region. Lineage: Eukaryota; Metazoa; Chordata; Actinopteri; Moronidae.